AUUUUGGGUAAAAAAAAAAAAAAAAAAAAUCUUGUGGAAAAGAGAGAAGGUGAGCCAGCCGACGACGACACACACAAGUAUUUGAGAGCGACAUUUUUAAAAGCGAGAAAGAAAGCAAAGAAAGAAAACUCACACUCUUUGUUUUCAGAAAGAAAAGUAGAGAGAGAGAAAAUUAAAUUAGAUAAUGCAUAAUAAAUGCGGGUUUUCGUUUUUUCUGUAUAUAUAAUAAACUGAUCCAUGUCUCUCUGAUCCCCAAUUUUAUUCAUUAUUUUUCUUUUUUUUUUUUUUUUUUUUGUGGUUUAAUUGCUCGGUCUUUUGCUUUUCCACUUCUUUUCCUCUUUUGCUUCACUGGGUUGACGACCGGGUUGUGUUUGGAAUCUGAGAAAAAAUGGGUUUGAUUUCCGGGAUUUUGAUGGGGAUGAUAUUCGGGAUUUCAUUGAUGGCCGGAUGGCGUCACAUGAUGAGGUACCGGAGCACUAAGCGAGUCGCUAAGGCAGUUGAUAUGAAAUUGCUUGGGUCCCUUAACAGAGAUGAUUUGAAGAAAAUUUGCGGGGACAAUUUUCCUGAAUGGAUAUCUUUCCCUGUAUAUGAACAGGUGAAAUGGCUAAACAAGCUGCUGAGCAAAAUGUGGCCGUUUGUUGCAGAUGCAGGAGAAAUGGUUAUAAAAGAAUCUGUUGAACCACUACUGGAAGAAUAUCGACCUCCAGGGAUUACAUCACUAAAGUUCGGCAAAUUGUCUCUUGGUAAUGUGGCACCCAAAGUUGAAGGUAUUCGUGUUCAGAGUCUUAAGAAAGGUCAAAUCACAAUGGACAUUGAUUUUCGGUGGGGUGGUGAUCCAAGCAUCAUAUUAGCUGUUGAAGCUGCUCUUGUUGCCUCAAUUCCUAUUCAGUUGAAGGAUCUUCAAGUAUUCACUGUUGUUCGUGUUAUUUUCCAACUUGCUGAAGAAAUACCUUGUAUUUCUGCUGUUGUUGUUGCCCUGCUCUCUGAGCCGAAACCUAGAAUUGAUUAUACUCUGAAGGCUGUUGGUGGAAGCUUAACUGCCAUUCCUGGAAUUUCAGAUAUGAUUGAUGAUACUGUGGAUACAAUUGUCACUGAUAUGCUCCAGUGGCCCCAUCGGAUUGUUGUUCCAAUUGGUGGUAUACCUGUUGAUUUGAGUGAAUUGGAGCUUAAACCACAGGGAAAGCUUACCUUGACAAUAGUGAGAGCUAAUGAUUUGAAGAAUAUGGAAAUGAUCGGCAAAUCUGAUCCUUAUGUGGUUGUGUACAUUCGUCCACUGUUCAAGGUUAAGACUAAGGUCAUUGAAAACAACCUGAAUCCUGUGUGGAAUCAAAUAUUUGAGAUGAUUGCCGAAGACAAGGAGACACAGUCACUUAUCCUUGAGGUUUUUGAUCAAGACAUUGGGCAAGAUAAGCGAUUGGGAAUAGCAAAAUUACCUUUGAUUGAGCUGGAAGCAGAAAUUACAAAAGAGUUUGAGUUGAGACUGCUUCCAUCACUUGACACUCUGAAAGUAAAAGACAAGAAGGACAGAGGAACUAUCACAAUCAAGAUCUUGUAUCAUGAAUUUAACAAGGAGGAGCAGUUGGCUGCACUAGAGGAAGAGAAGAGGAUCCUUGAAGAAAGGAAAAAACUUAAAGAACAGGGAGUUAUAGGGAGUACAAUGGAUGCUCUUGAUGGAGCAGCAUCGUUUGUUGGGUCUGGUGUUGGGCUUGUCGGAACCGGCGUUGGUGCUGGUGUUGGGCUUGUUGGAAGUGGAGUUGGAAUUGUUGGGAGUGGACUUGGAGCUGUUGGUAGUGGCCUUAGCAAAGCAGGGAAGUUCAUGGGCAGGACUAUCACAGGGCAAUCUACCCAUUCCAGGAAGAGUGGUUCCACGACUCCGGUUAAUAGCGUUCAAGAAAACGGUGGUGCAAAGCCACGGUAGUGUUCUUAAAAGAGGUGCUGCUAGACCAUGCGAAUGCACUUUUGUGGUUUCUAUGCUUUAAUGUCUAGAUUUUACAUACUUCUUUUGGUGGUUUUACCUUAUGUAGUAUUUUCUCCAUUGCUGUUCUGUCUAGUAUUCUGGAAUAUCAUGGUGUAGGAAUUGGUUGUUUCUGAAAUUUGUUGCAUAUGUAUCAUCCUGAUCCUUGUUUAUGGUUCUCCCCUACUGGAUGUAAUUGGAACUUUAUAAAAAUUUGUACAAAAAAAUAAAAAAAAAAUUCUGCUUAUUUAUUUC
This is a messenger RNA of Ziziphus jujuba (common jujube), 2209 nucleotides long. RefSeq names its product calcium-dependent lipid-binding protein. Gene Ontology annotation, cellular component: endoplasmic reticulum. Gene Ontology annotation, molecular function: lipid binding. The transcript is spliced from 12 exons. The record is from RefSeq and is a predicted model, not a curated record. Lineage: Eukaryota; Viridiplantae; Streptophyta; Magnoliopsida; Rosales; Rhamnaceae. The coding region runs from base 389 to 1918 and encodes 509 amino acids.